Molecule: messenger RNA, 4803 nt
Organism: Arachis stenosperma
Lineage: Eukaryota; Viridiplantae; Streptophyta; Magnoliopsida; Fabales; Fabaceae
Exons: 8
Coding region: 1-4803 (1600 amino acids)
Biological process (GO): DNA repair; telomere maintenance
Molecular function (GO): zinc ion binding; nucleic acid binding; DNA helicase activity
Source: RefSeq, a predicted model, not a curated record
AUGUGCUGUAAUGGGGGAAAAGUCUCUCUUCCCCGAGUAAAUGCUCCUCAGGAAUUGCUUGAAAUCUUCUUGGACCCCUCUGCAGAAGGAAACCAUUUUAGAAAACAUAUUCGUGGAUACAAUCAUAAUAGGAUGCUAGAGAACACACAACUACAUGAAAUAUUAGUUUUCAAGUUACAACAAUUGCUACACCGGUAUAAUCCUUUUCUCCAUGUGUUUCGCCAGCUUGCACAACGGUCAGAUGUACAUGAGUGUAGUUUGGUCAUUAGAGAGCGACCUGCUAAUCAGCCACAAUAUAGUCUUCCAACUGCGUCGCAGGUAGCAGCCAUAAUUGUUGGUGAUGACGUUGAAACAAUGAUUCGUGGGCGAGAUAUUAAGGUGCAAACUCAUGCUGGUAGCCUAGGAAGGAUUCAAGAAUUCGUUGGCUAUUACGAUCCACUACAAUAUCCUCUUCUUUUUCCAUUUGCAACUCAUGGAUGGGAUAUCAAUACCCGAAGUCAAAGUGGCGGUAAAGUAUCGUGUCGAAUAUAUAAUAGUUAUAUGCUCCAGAUCCGCCCCGAUGAUCAUUCCACCGUAUUGCAAGCAGGACGACUACUACAACAAUAUAUUGUUGAUAACUAUGUGAAAAUUGAAACCGAAAAGUUAAGAUGGGUUCGACAUAGACAGAAGAAAUUACGGGCUGAAUUAUACCAAGGUUUACAAGAUGCUUUGCACACAGGAGAAACUAAUGCAGAAAAUGUUGGAAGAAAAAGAACAAUAUUACCAUCGUCGUUCAUUGGUAGCCGUCGCGACAUGACCCAACGAUAUGAAGAUGGAAUGGCGAUUGUUCUUAAAGAGGGAAAGCCAGAUAUUUUUCUCACAAUGACAUGCAAUCCAUCUUGGACUGAAAUAACUUCAGAACUCAACCCAGUUCAAACUCCACAAGAUCGUCCAGAUCUAACAACAAGAAUUUUUCGAGCCAAAUUUGAACAGCUGAAAGAGGAUGUAAUUACUAAGGGUGUCUUGGGAAAGGUGAAGAGCUAUAUUUAUGUCACUGAGUUUCAAAAAAGAGGGUUUCCACAUGUACAUAUGUUGCUAAUCUUAGAAAAUAAUGACAAGUUAAUUGACCCGGAGCAAUAUGAUAGUUUGGUACGUGCAGAGAUACCAUCUAAAGAAGUAGAACCACACCUACAUGAUGCUGUGCUAAAACAUAUGAUUCAUGGUCCUUGUGGUACACUUGAUCAAUCUUCACCCUGCAUGAAAAAUGGCAAAUGUAAACGCAACUACCCAAAAGAGUUCGCAGCAGAAACACGAAGAGGUGACGACUCAUAUCCGCAAUAUAGGCGACGAUUCGACACUCCAGUACAAAUUAACCAAAAUGUCACGGUUGACAAUAGAUGGAUAGUUCCGUACAACCCUUGGCUACUACUAAAGUAUGAUUGCCAUAUUAAUGUUGAGAUAUGUAGUAGCAUCAAGAGUAUAAAGUAUCUCUGCAAAUAUUGCUACAAGGGUCCAGACCGGGUUGCAAUGGAAGUUCACAACAGUUCUAAUGUUGACGAGGUCCAACAGUUUGUUGAUGCAAGAUGGAUUGCUGCUCCAGAGUUCUUUGCUCUAAAUCGUGAGGAGGACCAACAAUCUAGGCAUCUUUUGUACAGGGAAAUUCCAGAGUAUUACACUUGGCACAACAAGGAAAAGGAAUGGCGUCGGCGCAAGACACAGAGGAGAUCCAUCGGUAGAAUUUAUACUGUAUCACCUUCAGAAGGAGAAAAAUUCUAUUUGCGUAUUCUGUUAUCUAAUGUCAGAGGACCAAUCAGUUGGGAUGACUUGCUAACAGUGAAUGGGAUCCAAUAUUCGUCCUUCAAGCAAUCUGCUCAACAUCGAGGAUUGUUAGAGAGUGAUAGUAGCAUCCGUGAAUGUUUGGUUGAGGCAUCUGUUUUACGAUUGCCAUGUGCUUUACGAAGGUUGUUUGCAACCAUCUUAAUAUUUUGUGAGCCUACAGAUGUAAGAAGCUUAUGGGAUGAAUUUUUUUCAUAUAUGAUGGAUGAUUAUCCGUCAACCAGCACCACAACAGCCUUAGUGUUCAUAAAUUGGCUACUCAGGGAUAUAAAUGAUAUACUCCUUCAGCACGGAAAACAGAUUACACAAUACGAUUUGCCAGCUCUAACUCAUGAAAAUGACAAUGACAACUCGAUACCCAGAGUUAUCCAAGAAGAAUUGUCUGUCGAAGUACCCCGGGAAGACCUGUGUUCCGUAACAAGAUUGAACAAUGACCAGUCUAAAGCUUUCAAGUGCAUUAUGAAUACAAUUGAUCGAAGAGAAAGUGGAGUGUUCUUUGUUGAUGGGCCAAGAGGAUCAGGCAAAACAUUUCUUUACAGAGCUAUAAUUGCAGAAUUGAGAAAUAAGGGUCAUAUUGUCUUGGUAACUGCAUCAUCAGGAAUAGCCGCAACAUUAUUGCCUGGGGGUCGAACAGCUCAUUCUAGGUUUAAGAUCCCAAUUAAUGCAGAACCAUCGUCCAUUUGCAACAUAAGCAAACAAUCAGAUCUUGCAAAGCUGAUUAGACAAACAACGGCAAUCAUCUGGGAUGAAGCACCUAUGGCAAAUAAAGAAUCGGUGCAAUCAUUAGACCGCACUCUGAGAGAUAUAUUAGCAAACGAUAUGCCAUUUGGAGGAAAAGUGAUGGUGAUGGGAGGAGAUUUCCGCCAAGUACUGCCUGUGGUACCGAAAGGUAGUAAGUCACAAAUGAUUUCAGCUUCUAUAGUUAAGUCUCAAUUAUGGGCUUCCACUAAAAUUCUCCAUUUGCGACAAAAUAUGCGAUCUUCUAAUGAUCAUGUUUUUGCUGAGUACCUUAUUCGCAUUGGUGAUGGAAUUGAACCCACCAUACAUGAAGACUUUGUACGGAUACAAGCAAAUAUAGCAAUUCCGUGGGAGGGUGAAACAUCGUUACACAAGUUAAUAGAAGAAAUAUUUCCAAACUUACAAUCUCAUGGGUGGGACGCUUCUUACAUGGUAGAAAGGGCAAUAUUGACGCCAAAAAAUCAUGAUGUGCAACAGCUUAAUGAUAUAAUUAUCAACCAGUUUCCAGGAGAAGAACGAAAUUUAGUGUCAUUUGAUGAAGUAGAAGGAGAUGCUAAUAAUUUAUAUCAACAAGAAUAUCUUAACUCAGUUUCUACAGGCGGGUUGCCACCUCAUGUGUUGAAGGUAAAAAGAGGUGCACCUUUGAUGUUAUUGAGAAACAUAGACCCUAAGGCCGGCUUAUGCAAUGGUACAAGGUUACUAUGUCGUGGAACUUUUCAAAACAUGUUGGACGUAGAAAUUUUAACCGGUCAUCACUGUGGAAGAAGAGCUUUCUUGCCUCGGAUAAAACACAAAACAACAGAAAAUACAGGACUGCCAUUUAUCCUUAUCCGGAAGCAAUUUCCUGUAAGGUUGAGUUUUGCAAUAACAAUAAACAAAUCACAAGGACAGACAAUUCCUAAAGUAGGGAUCUAUCUCCCUAAACAUGUAUUUAGCCAUGGCCAAUUAUAUGUUGCUCUGUCUCGAAGUAUUUCUCAGUCAACUACAAAAAUUUUAGUCAAAGAAGGAAAAAUAGAUGGAACAAGUGGAGAAUUUACCAGAAAUGUAGUUUUCAAAGAAAUAUUGUUACCUUCCCCAGUUAGGAUAUUUUGGACUCAAAUGGCUGCGAAUAGGCGAGGACGCCCUCGACUGGAAGGAACAAGUGAGGGAACUUUCCCUGAUGCAACGGCUAUUCUCGAAUCCGUAAACGCUAUGGUCGCUGCUGUACGUGAAUCAAUAGCUGCUACUAACCGAGUAGCUGAACGUCUUGAUCGUCAGAAUGGAGUUGAAAAUAACCAUGGGCCUAGACAAGAAAAUGAAAAUGGCGAAGAAGGUGAAGCUGGACUACGUAACCGGCCCAUGACUCUAGCCACUUUCUUGAAGAUAAAUCCGCCUCAAUUCCAUGGGAACACUAGUGCUACACGAGCUGAUGACUGGUUUAAAGAAAUAGGACGAGCAAUGCGAGCCCAACAAGUCCCUGAAGGACAGCGAGUGGAAUUUGCUGCUUAUAUGUUGAGGAAUGACGCGCAACAUUGGUGGCAGGGAAUACUCCAACUACUAGGAAGAGAAGCUAUUGACAUCUCCUGGGAGGAAUUUUCAGUUGAAUUUUAUAAGAAGUAUUUUCCUGAGUGUUCUCGCACCGCUAAGGAAUUGGAGUUGCUUCAGUUGAAACAAGGAAACAUGACAGUCAGUGAGUACUCUCGCAAGUUUGAAGAGUUAUGCCGGUUCUCGAACAUUUCUCAAGGAGCACCAGCUGCAUUCGAGAAACGGAAGUGCAUCCAGUUCGAAGGAGGACUUAGAGAAGAACUGUUAGCUCAUGUGGGCCCGAUGGAAAUACAGAAUUUUGCAGAAUUAGUUAACAAGAGCCAACUGAAGGAAGAAUGUGUAAAGAAGCUGGUGGCAGCACAAACUAAGCACAGAAACCUUCCAACAAGGGAUUUCAAUCGUAACCUCGCUCCUCAAGGAAGAAACUUCAAAGUAACUCGGCAACCGGACUUAGGCAAACAAUUGCAAUUGACCCAACCAAGACUGAUAUGCAUUGUGUGUGGAAGGAAUCAUGGGGGAAAACCCUGCUUGCUGAAGUCUGGGGUUUGCUUUAAUUGCGGAAAGCCCGGACAUAUAGCCAAAGAAUGCAUUCGACGAAAGCCUGAAUUUGGUUCCCCUGGACAGCAACAGCCAGGAAGGGUGUUUGUCUUGGAUGCGGAAAAUACUACCAAAACCGAUCCCCACACUCGAGCGUUCGCUGACACGCAUAGGUUUAUAUAUAAGUAG